Molecule: messenger RNA, 4511 nt
Organism: Mobula hypostoma (lesser devil ray)
Lineage: Eukaryota; Metazoa; Chordata; Chondrichthyes; Myliobatiformes; Myliobatidae
Gene: cbx2
Product: chromobox homolog 2 (Drosophila Pc class)
Exons: 5
Coding region: 3-1712 (569 amino acids)
Biological process (GO): negative regulation of transcription by RNA polymerase II
Cellular component (GO): heterochromatin; PRC1 complex
Source: RefSeq, a predicted model, not a curated record
GAAUGGAGGAGCUGAGCGCUGUGGGAGAGCAAGUUUUCGCAGCGGAAUGCAUUCUAAGAAAAAGACUGAGAAAGGGGAAGCUGGAGUACUUGGUGAAGUGGAGAGGAUGGUCUUCCAAACAUAAUAGCUGGGAGCCAGAAGAAAAUAUUCUUGAUCCGCGACUCCUGCUAGCUUUUCAAAGAAGCCAGCAAGAAAAAGAACUGCAAAAUCGUAAACGAGGCAAGAGGCCCAGAGGCAGGCCCCGCAAACAUGUGGAACAAGAAACCCCUCUUUCAUCAAAAUCAAGUAGUUCUUCGGAAGAUGAUGAGGAAGAUACGGAUGAUGAUGAGGACGAGGAGGAAAGUGAUGAUCCGACCCAGUCUGCAUCCCAGAGCAACGAUCGCAGGAAAGAUUUGGACUGCAUCCCUCCAAAACGGGCACAGACAGAAGUCAUCCAUAGUAAAGCAGACCUGAAAGACUCGUGUAAAAAGAAACGCACCAGCAAAGUAAUUCGCAGUGACCUUCGGAAGAACAUAAAAAUUAAAUCAGGAAAAGCAUUAAAAACACCUGGGAAUGAUACAAGUGGUGACUCUGGAACUGAUGAAUCAUCAAAAGAGAAACUAAGUAAACCAGAUGGAUCUGUAAGUGAAAAUAAUUCCAGAUCAGAAAAGAAUAACAUGGGGGAAUCUCUGAGUACCACAAGUGGAAUGCUAAAUUCGAGCAUCUUCAAUUCAUCAAAACCCAGCAAUCAAAGGGCAGCCUCGCAAACUGCAAAUCAUGCAGGAUUAGGGCAGCAUUCUUCCAGCAUACUUUCUGCCAGUUCAGUGGCAUUCACUAAAUCUGCCUGUGAACAGCAGUCUGUAAAUACACCAGUGUUAAAUCAACAAGGAACGAACGAGAAAAAUAAGGUUGGGUUAGUUAAAAAUCCCGGAAAUACUAAAAGCUCAAAUGAAUUAUGCAAAUCUGAAUCUGACUCAAAGAGCUUGAAUAUUCCUGCAACAAUGAAGACCAAUUCUACUGUUUGUAGUUCAGCUAAUCCAGGAACAAAUUCGCUGAAUCUAAACAGUCAAAGCUCGAACACCCUAGGUCGGAAUUUGCUGACUUCAACUUCUCAGAACGCUAACAAUUCAGGAUUAAACCUUCAUGCCUUAAACCUGCAGAGUAGCCAUAAGAUGGGAUUGAAUUCCAAGAAUGUGCCUAGUCCAGGAGUGAAUUCAUCAGGUUUGACUUCAAAGAACAACAUAAACAAUUUGUCAUUUGUGAUUUCCAGGAACUCAGCCGAAUUGAACACUCAUGCUGUUUCUAAUAAACUACUAAACUCACAGAGUGCCAACAGCCAGGCAGCGUGUGAGAGCAGUGGGAAUGGGGUCGAGAAGGAAAAUCAGACAAAAGAAGAUAAGGAGAUGACGGACACUGCGGUCCACCAUUCUGAUAACCGAAUCAGAGACAGCGACAAAAAGGAUGUUUCCUUGGAGAUAUCCAAACAGAGUGGCAGCGUGCCAACAGAACUGAGCACAGGUGAGGAGACGAUGAGCUCAGACUCGGAACAUGACUCUUCAUUUUCCAGCAUGGCUGCAAACCCAUCCAUUUCAGUCCAGACAAACCAAGACUGGAAACCCACUCGCAGCUUGAUCGAGCAUGUGUUUGUCACUGAUGUGACUGCCAAUCUGGUCACAGUGACGGUGAAGGAGAGUCCAACUAGCGUGGGCUUUUUCAAUAUCCGCCAUUAUUAGAGUUAUUGGAGGGGAGGAGGGGGAGAAAUAAACUCUAGCUAUCAAAUGGUAGUCUUCCACUAGAAAUCAAUUCUUUUCAUCUCAGUUUCUGUCAGCUCUUGAUUUGUUUUUGAUGGCUGUAAGUACAGUUUACAAUGACGCCCAAAAACUUUAUCAAACAAAAUUAGUGCAUUAAAUAGAAACUGACCCCUUUGAUAAUACACCUGUUUCUUUUAAAUACAGUAAGUAGCUUACUCAGUUUUCUAUCUCCACCAGACAUUUUUCCUUUAUAGUCCAACUUGAAUUCCUGCAAAAGAACAUCCUUAUUUCAGAGUCUUUUUGUAAAAUGAAGGUCAAAUGAUAAAGAACAAAUGAAUGGUUUGUAUUGAUGCCAGAGGACAUGAAACCUGGGGAGAUAAGUUAUGAAAAAUGUCCAUGAUGCAGUGACACAUUCUGAGAAGGAAGUCAGCAUGAGAAACUUUAUAAAUACAGAAGGAAAGAUUAAUUGGAAAAACAGUGUCGCUUAUUGCUGAAACAAUUCAAGGUUUUGUUUGUUAUCAGAAAAUUAGAGGAAGUUAUAAAUCCUGGAAAAAAAUGUAUAUGCCUUACUAGCAGUAAAAGGGUUAUUGUUGCCUGGGUUGUAGAAAGUCAAAGCCCCUGGUUGUUAUUUACCCUGCCAUCAGUAGAGCAGAGCAUAACCCAUAGUUGUUUCAGUUUGCAUUAUUAAAAUUGUCUGCAGAAUCACAGAAUGGGAGGUCAGUUUUUAGAAUGAUUGUGCACAGCAGAAGCUCCUGUUGAAUUACUUCAGUUUGGACAGAAACAUAUUGUUCAGUAAUUGAUGUAGGCAAUUAAGCAGAGCAUACACAAAGGUUUUAGUUAAAAUUCCAUACAUACUAGUGCUCAUGAGCACUUUGCAUAUGCUUCAUUUUGUUUUAAUUCAUAACCAUUUUAAGGCUCUGUUUAAGACACUCUUAAAGAUAUUUUUUUAAAAAAUCCACCUCCAGUGUAUGAAAUAGUGACAUUUAAGUUGGUUUUAUUUGGCAGAAUGGUAUCGCAAAUAAUUUAAAUAGUGGGAUAAAAUAUCAGCCUUUCCAUCUUUGGGCAGAUAUUUAACCAUUCUGAAUCUUUUCAAUUUUCUCACAAUGCUAAAUGACUAGAUUGUAACAUUAUAUUGCACUCUGCAUACACCUCAUUCUUUUCAACCCUAACACUAUCCCACACAUCUGUUGUGGACUUGCACAAUGGGAAGUUAGUUAAAUAGCCACUACAGAGAUGGAGUCAACCACCAAAGUUUGUACCCAUGACUGUCAUGCUAUGAAAUAAAUCAUAGAGGCAGGAAGAGAUCUUUCAAUUCUUAUAACAUGUCGAUUAUUCAUUUAGGUUAUGAUUUAUCCGUAUCUCAACUCUUGUCACUUGACAGUUCUACCUUUAUUUGGCAAUCUCAGUAAUGAAAAUUUCAGUUGACCUUCUCUGCAGCUCUUUUUGGAGUGGGUACAGUAACAGAGAAGAGAACUACACAUUUUUGACUACACAGUAUGGGGGAAAAAAGUUCUCCUUGACUUUAUUCCUGAGUGGUUUAACUCUAGUUCUUGUCCAUUCUUGUUUUCAAGUUCACUUAUUGUCAUCUGACUGUACAACCAAAUCAAUGUUCCUCCGGACCACAGUGCACCCACAAAACAUAUCACACUGAGCACACAAAACAAAAUAUUACCACUAAUAAAUUAAUGAAAUAUAAUUCAAAGUGCAUGUAGUGCACAGAGCAGGUAAACAAUAAACAUUUCAGUAAAUAGUUCACUGUCCUAGUAACAAGACCUUGGUGGCAGCAAGGUAUUCAUUAGUCUCACAACCUGAGGAGAGAAGCUGUUUGUCUGGCAGUCCUAGUCUUGACGCUCCUGUACCUCCUUCCUGUCAGUAGUGGGUCGAAGAGAUUGUGGGAUGGGUGGUAGGGAUCCUUACCAAUCCUUCGGACUUUUCAUAUAACAACACUCCAGUAAAUGUCACAAAUAGAGGGAAGGAAGAGCCCAGUUAAACACUUGGCAGUUUUUACUAUCCUUUUUAUGGUCUUGCGGUCUGAUGCCUUGCUUUCGUACCACACAAUGAUGCAGCCAGACAGGACACUCUCGGUGCUCCUGUAGAAAGUUGUUAGAAUGGGGACGAAGCCUUGCAUGUCUCAAUCUCCUCAGAAAGUGUAGACUCUGCUGUGCCUUCUUGAAAAAUGAGAAGGUGUUGGUCUGGGUUAGAUCAUCCGUUACAUGCUUCCCACCAAACCUUUCCAACUUAUUAAAACCUGUUAAUAUUUUAUUGUUUUAACUACCUCAAAUCAGAUUACCUUUCAAUAUUAGAUCAAAAUUUUCAUAUGCCCCAACAUCAUUUUGGUGAAUCUUUCUUAUCGUGCCCACCCACUGAGAUGGUAUGCCCAAAGCUGAAUGCAAUAUUCCCAGAUAGGACCUGACUAAUCAUCUGCACAUCUACGUCCAAUAGUCCAUUCCACUUUUUUAUUACUAUUAGUACAAUUUUUUGAAUUAAAUAACUCUCUGUCCCGCUAAUAAUUAAGUGGGUAAGGUACUACUAGAUUGUGCAUGAUUAUAAAAUCUCAGCUGACCAAAGGGAGAGAACAAAAAUGAGAAGGAAGACUAAUGUUUCUUUCUAUUAAGGUCUUGGAUAGCUGUAGACUUGAUAUUUAGGCUAACUCUCAGCAGUAGGUUCAGCAUUAACUUAAUUUUUAUAAAAUUCAAAUGUGUAUCAAAGAACUACUGUGAAAUUGUUUUUGUACUCAAGAUUUCUCAAAGAAGCAAAAUGUAGGUAAAUAAAAACAGUCAU